Carica papaya (papaya) is the source of this 3828-nucleotide messenger RNA. The record is from RefSeq and is a predicted model, not a curated record. NCBI's taxonomy places the organism in Eukaryota, Viridiplantae, Streptophyta, Magnoliopsida, Brassicales, Caricaceae.
CGCACCAGGAAAAGGAAAUACUUUGCAUUAAUUUUCUUUCCUCUUCUUCAAGGUCUGCACUCUUACCUGAUAGUAACGGCUACACAGAGAAUAACAAGAAAGAAAAGCUGGUUCUUUAUCGCUGAAUCUCAAGAAAGUUUUUCCGUUGCCAAACUCGCAAAACCCUGGUUUUUUCCGUUGCCAAACUCGCAAAACCCUGGUUUCUUGGUUUUGUUUUCCCAUGGAAGAUAUUCAGUUCACCGCAAUUCAACAAGGCCCAAAAAUCCCAUGCCCCGAUUUCUCUGUUUCUUGGGUUCUUGAUGCGGAGAAAGAUGAAAUCUCGAACAAGGAAAGUGAAGAUUCUGCGAUCGACGAAUGUGAAGACUCUUUGUUCGAUUCUGUCAUUUGUGACCCGGACUCGAGACUGAUACCUACAGGGUUCACCAGAUGUAAUUGUACAGAUGAAAUACUGAUGUUUGUAAAUGCUGGAGGUGAGGAUUUAAAGGAUGCAGGUUCUAGUGCGGAAUUUCUGGGGGACAGAUAUUUUGAAGGAGGAAAUGUCCUAAAAACUAAUGAACUUAUCAAUGAGGCUGGAGAUUUUCCUUUCAUAUAUCAAUCAGCAAGAUUAGGAAACUUCUGUUACCGGUUCAAAAGUCUGCCUUCUGGGGAGUAUUUUGUUGAUCUUCAUUUUGCAGAGAUCAUAAACACCAAUGGACCUAAGGGAAUGAGGGUAUUCAAUGUGUACAUGCAGAUAGAGAAGGUCUUAUCAGAAUUUGAUAUCUUCUCUGUUGUUGGAGCUAAUAAGCCAUUGCAAGUGGUUGGUACGAGAGUCAAAGUUAAGGGGGAUGGGAUACUAAUUAUAAGGUUCGAAGGGGUCAAUGGAAGCCCAAUGGUUUGUGGGAUUUGUGUGCGGACAGCACCAAAGGUUUCGGAUCCACAGGUUCCACACGAAUAUCUUAAAUGCCUCAACUGUGCUGCUCCAAUUGAGAUUUCUUCAGCUCAGAAGAAAUUUGGCCGAGCUAAAGCUACAGAGAAGUAUGAAAAAAAGAUACAAGAGCUUACUUUUCAGUGCCAGCUUAAGGCCAAUGAAUGCCAUGAGGCAUGGAUGUCUUUGACUUCAGCAACUGAACAAUUGGAGAACGUUAGAAUGGAACUUGACAACAAAACUUUUCAAGCACGUUCUCUUGAUGAAACUGUGGUAAAACAAGGCCAGGAUCUAAGGGCCAUUAGUAAGAGGUAUGAGGAGGAUAAGAAGAACUGGGCUACUGCAAUCAGUGAUUUACAAGAGAAAAUAACUAGAAUGAAGAAUGAGCAUGCCCAGCUCUCUCGAGAAGCUCAUGAAUGUGCUGAUUCUAUACCUGAGUUGAAUAAAAUGGUGGUUGGGGUUCAGGCAUUACUUGCACAAUGUGAGGAUCUCAAGUUGAAGUAUAGUGAAGAGCAAGCAAAGCGAAAGGAGCUUUACAAUCGAAUUCAAGAGACUAAAGGCAAUUCAUUAUUAAAUAUCAGGUAAUAUUAGGGUUUUUGCCGGUGCCGUCCGCUGAGAAAGGAUGAGAUAUCCACUGGAUGUGCAACAGUUGUGGACUUUGAUGCUGCAAAAGAUGGAGAGCUUGGUGUCCUGAUGGGUGGCUCCACCAAGAAAAAUUUCAAAUUUGACAGAGUGUACACACCAAAAGAUAAUCAAGUCGAUGUCUUUGCGGAUGCCUCCCCGCUGGUGAUUUCAGUGCUCGAUGGGUACAAUGUCUGUAUAUUUGCUUAUGGGCAAACAGGUACGGGAAAGACAUUUACAAUGGAGGGAAUUGAGCAGAAUAGGGGAGUCAAUUACAGGACUCUUGAGCAACUCUUUAAAGUUACCAAGGAAAGGAACGAAACUUUUACAUACAAUAUAUCUGUUAGCGUGCUUGAGGUCUACAAUGAACAGAUAAGAGAUCUUCUGGCUACAUCUCCAUCAUCCAAGAGGUUGGAGAUAAAGCAGUCUUCUGAAGGGUCUCAUCAUGUUCCUGGAAUCACAGAAGCCAAGGUUGAUAACAUCAAGGAAGUUUGGAAUGUUCUGCAAGCUGGCAGCAAUUCUAGAGCUGUUGGAUCCAAUAAUGUGAAUGAACAUAGUAGUCGAUCACACUGCAUGCUCUGCAUAAUGGUGAGAGCCAAGAAUUUGAUGAGUGGUGAAUGCACCAAGAGCAAGCUUUGGCUUGUUGAUUUGGCAGGCAGUGAGAGACUUGCAAAAACUGAUGUACAGGGUGAACGGCUCAAGGAAGCUCAAAACAUUAAUAGAUCCCUUUCAGCUCUAGGAGAUGUAAUACAUGCUUUGGCAACAAAAAGUAGUCAUAUUCCAUACAGGAACUCAAAGUUGACACAUUUACUUCAAGAUUCGUUAGGAGGUGAUUCAAAAACUUUAAUGUUUGUGCAAAUUAGUCCUUCGGAGCAGGAUCUGAGUGAAACUCUGAGUUCACUAAAUUUUGCAACUCGAGUUAGAGGUGUUGAAUUAGGUCCUGCAAAGAAACAAAUGGAUACGGGUGAGCUUCAGAAGAUGAAAGCAAUGCUCGAAAAAGCACGGCAAGAAUCUAGAUCCAAAGAUGAGACUCUAAGGAAGCUAGAAGAAAACUUACAAAACCUGGACAGUAAGGCCAAAGGAAAGGACCAAAUUUACAGGAACCAACAAGAAAGGAUUAAAGAACUUGAAAGUCAAGUUGACUUAAAAGCUACUUUGCACAGCCAGUCAGAGAAACAAGUAUCACAACUUUCUGAUAGAUUGAAGGGGAAGGAAGAGAUUUGUUUUGAUCUCCAUCAAAAGGUCAAGGAACUGGAAGCCAAGCUUAUGGAGAGACAACAAUCAGAGUCUUCAAUAUACCAACAGAAGGUUAGAGAUCUUGAGAACAAGCUGAAAGAGAAAGUGCAAGAGUCUGAGUCCAGUUCCUUCACCCUUCAGCAAAAGAUUAAGGAGCUUGAGAUGAAACUGAGAGAGUCGGAACAAACAUCAGAAUGUGUUUUACUUCAUCAAAAGAUAAAGGAGCUUGAGGGGAAACUGAAACAAUCGGAAGAGAAUUCUGAACCUGUUUUACUUCAUCAAAAGAUUAAAGAGCUUGAAGACAAGUUGAAGGAGCAGGAGCAGCUGAUGUUGCAGCAGAUGCAAACUUGCAACUUCCCUGAUGGCUUAAGGGCUACUCCCAGUGAAGGUAAAGCUUGUGGUAGAGAUGAAUGUUUCAUCAGAGAUAUUGAGCCACAAGUUCUGGGUAUUUCGAAUUCAAUUAACCGGCCUAUGAGUCAAGGCUCAGCAUUGCCAAGAAGAAAUGCUUCUCUUCAUGAGACAAGAAAAAGGGAAUCUAGAAGUGGAGAUUCAGAAAACAAUAUGUUGACUACUUUGAACGAUAAGAAGAUUAGGAAAUCUGAUCCACCCAAGAUUGCUAGGGUAAUGAGAACAACAACAACAAAGCCAGUCUCCUCUGCUCAAGGGCCUAUGACUCAUAAAAGGAAUGUCAAGGAUCAGGCUCCAGGAGCUAAGGAGAGGGAUACGAAGAAAAGGAUUUGGUCAAGAUAGGUAACUGAAUUGACUAAACUCAUUAGUUGCUGUUUAUUUAGAGCUUUUACAUAUUUUAGUUUGCAUAUAUGUGUAUAUACGGGGCUGAUCAUAUCCUCCAGUAGAAGUGAAAUAGACUCAUUGAACUGAGAGAAAAAGUACAGUUCCUUGCUAAAAGUUGAGGAUUUUAUCACUACAAAAUGAUGUCAUUUCAGGCACUUCCCAAGAUUAUAGCUAGCAUUUAACAUGCAUGAUUCUGAUUUAUUUGCUUGGCAAACUCCUGUAUAUCAGAGACAGCUUUGAACGUGUGAAAAUAUUUGCACCUCUAACAUCAUUCC